This is a messenger RNA of Spodoptera exigua (beet armyworm), 1224 nucleotides long. NCBI's taxonomy places the organism in Eukaryota, Metazoa, Arthropoda, Insecta, Lepidoptera, Noctuidae. The record is from the annotation of a GenBank genome assembly.
CGUCAAUUUAUUAUUUGGAAAAAUAAUUUAAACAGUUCAAAAUGGCUACCACAGCAGCUGAUACAAGUAAGAAUGGAGCCGCGCAGAAUUUGAUGAAGAAAGCCCCAUGGACCGACGAGCAAGGCAUAGCAAUGAAGGUGUACAAUGGCAUCUCGUUGGCCCUGGAGAUCCUGGUGCUGUACAUCAAGAUGACCCUUACUUGGUUCCACUGCCUCUACCAGUUCUUUGUACCGCCAGAGCCCAAGAGUGUCAAGGGGGAGAUCAUACUGAUAACUGGUGCAGGUCACGGUAUGGGUCGGGAGACGGCGCUCAGAUUCGCCAAGCUGGGCGGCAUCAUCGUCUGUGUGGACAUCAACCCUACAGGCAACCAGGAGACAGUGGACCUGAUCAAGGAACAGAAGGGGAAGGCUUAUCGAUAUGAAUGUGACGUCACGGACCGCGAAGCAAUAGCAGUUUUAGCAGAAAAGAUCCGUCGCGAGGUCGGUGAGGUCACGAUGCUGGUGAACAACGCUGGUAUCAUGCCUUGCAAGCCGCUGCUGCAGACCUCUGAAAAGGAGAUCCGCACCUCAUUUGAAGUUAACAUCAUAGCUCAUUUAUGGCUUCUCCAAACCUUCCUUCCAUCAAUGAUGGAGCGCAACCACGGCCACAUCGUCGCCAUGUCGUCGAUGGCUGGAGUCGUGGGCCUCCGUAACCUCGUCCCAUACUGCGCUACCAAGUUCGCCGUCAGAGGGCUCAUGGAGGCCCUUCAUGAAGAACUCAGAGAGGACAAGACUAAAGACUACAGCGGUAUUAAAUUCACAGUGAUCUGUCCUUACAUUGUGGACACGGGGCUGUGCAAGAACCCAAAGAUCAAGUUCCCUUCACUGAUGAAGAUCCUGACGCCGCAGGAGGCUUCCGACCAGAUCGUGGACGCCGUCAGGAGGAACUACAAUGAAAUCACCAUUCCUAGCUCACUCUAUUAUAUUAAUCUGAUUUGCAGAGUUUUCCCGAAACAAGUACCACUAUAUCUAAAGGACUUCUUAGAUUCCGGCUUGGAAGCCCACACAUAACUAUGUUAUUUGUAAUAAUAUGUUAGCACUGGGACAUAGUGACCUAAACAGAGUAACGCAAGUAUAGGCUCAAGUCGUAUGGACCAAAAAUCUAGAUACUUUACAUUAAAAGAAGUAGGUACAUAAAACUUUUUAAUUAUCAAUGGUUUUAUUAGUACCUACUAUAAAUUUAAUG